AUGACUUUAAGAUAUGACACCUUUGGUAUUUCAAGAUCAGCAUCACCGAAACCAAUACUUAGAACAAUAGAAGACGAUGAAAUCGAAGAAGCUAUUCAAGCAGAAGAAGUAACAAUCUUAUCAAAUCAAGAUAAAUUAGCAAGAGAAUCAGAUGUUACAGUAUCCAAUAUUCAUCAAUCCCAAGCAGAAUAUAGUGGAUUUACAAUAUAUGUAUUAAGUUCGUUAUCGCUAAUACUUUAUAUACUUUGGUCUUUAACACCUCCUCAUAUUUUGACUAGUUUAUCAAUUGAUUAUUAUCCUGAUAAAUAUUGGAGUAUAGCAAUCCCAAGUUACUCAUUAAUGUUAAUGUUGUUUACUUACAUUGCAUUAGCGUUAUAUAAUACCGAAAUCUUGACUUUGAAAUUGAAUGAUAUCAACACAUUUGUGGAUCUGAAUUCUCAAUUUCCUGGCGAAUCUAAAGCUGAUGAGUUGUCGGUUGCUGAAAGGAAUAAAGUUGUUUUGGAUUAUGCUCAAAAAGCUCCUAGUGGAGUCUGGGAUUUACCAAUAACUUUGGUCAAUGAGGAACUUUACGAUAGAGAUGACGAUUAA
Lodderomyces pseudojiufengensis is the source of this 588-nucleotide messenger RNA. RefSeq names its product phosphatidylinositol N-acetylglucosaminyltransferase (gene GPI19). The transcript has a single exon. Lineage: Eukaryota; Fungi; Ascomycota; Pichiomycetes; Serinales; Debaryomycetaceae. The record is from RefSeq and is a predicted model, not a curated record. Bases 1 to 588 code for a protein of 195 amino acids.